Molecule: messenger RNA, 3510 nt
Organism: Amphiprion ocellaris (clown anemonefish)
Lineage: Eukaryota; Metazoa; Chordata; Actinopteri; Pomacentridae
Exons: 1
Coding region: 1-2316 (771 amino acids)
Source: RefSeq, a predicted model, not a curated record
AUGGCCUCCCCUCUUCCCGCUGGUGCCCGUGCUGGCUGUUCCCAUUCACCAGCCCCACUGGUUCUCUUCCACAGUGUGCUACUCCGGGUUUCCCAAGCCCACGAGUCCCCGCCUCUGCGUGCACUCCCGGUGCGGCAACAACACAUCCCAGCGGAGGGGGAAAGACACUUCAUUGUGAGGACAGCAGGUUCUGUCCCUCAUCUAAGUCACACAAGCACACACCAUUGUUCUUGUUUAAUAAAAAGGUGUUCACUGCCGCAUCCAGACUUUCGGUCAAGGGCACAGUUACAGUUAACAAACGAGAACACAAUAAGCAGUUCGGUGCCGGUUCCAGGUUUGGAGCGGAGGUGUACAAAAUCUGUCAAUGCACUAACACCCAGCGUAUGCGCAGUAACGCCCAAGGGUCACGACCAUAUCCUGCCACUAGAGGGCCCCAUAGCACCGUUAUUGGAGGCCCCGGUGACAAGCAGUGUGUCAGACACUGUCACAUCUCUUUCUAUGAUGAGAGAGAGGUGGGAAGCGAUCACAAGCCCAGCCUGGGUUCUGAGAAUGAUUUCACGGGGUUACAGGCUUCAGUUUGCCGCUGUUCCCCCCCGCUUCUCUGGUACAGUGCAUUCUCAGGUGCGCAGAGAGUCAGCUCGUGUUCUUCAGGAGGAAAUUCACUCGCUGUUGUCAACGAGAGCAAUAUGCAUAGUGCCUCCCGAACAAUGUCAGAGCGGCUUCUACUCCGGGUAUUUUCUGGUCCCCAAACGAGGAGGGACCGGGAUUCGCCCAAUCCUGGAUCUCCGGAUCCUGAACAAAUACCUCAGAACAUACAAGUUCAGGAUGCUCACACACGCAUCCCUGCUGCGUAUGUUGCAUCAGAAUGACUGGUUCACAUCAGUCGAUCUGAAGGACGCAUAUUUCCAUGUCCUGAUUUAUCCUCCGCACAGGAAAUAUCUGAGGUUCGCUUUUCUGGGUGUCUGUUAUGAGUACAGAAUGCUCCCUUUUGGCCUAUCACUGAGCCCGAGAGUGUUUGUACGCUGUACUGAGGCAGCCAUUGCCCCGCUACGACAGCAGAACAUCAUGGUGGCCAUGUAUUGGAACGAUUGGCUCCUCCUGGCACGGUCCAGGGAGGAAGCCAUGGUGCAAACACACACCCUCAUAAAACACCCGGUCAACUUGGGUUUCAUGAUAAACCCAAAAAAGAGUGUUAUCUCCAGUGCAGAAAAUAAUCUUUCUGGGAUUAUCACUAUACUCGGUGUCCUUCACAGCUCGUUUGUCAGCCGCAAGGGUGAUGGUUUCAGAGCCUGCCUCUCACGCUUCACCCUGCACAGUCUGAUCCCUUUCAGAUUAUGCCUCCGACUACUGGGGCAGAUGGCCUCAGCCAUCCUGGUAGUCCAGCUCGGUUGCCUGUACAUGAGGGAUUUCCAACGAUGGGUGUCCUCCCUCAGGCUGGACCCUGUGCGUCAUGGCGCAUGGAGGGUGACGGUCAGCGCGCCAUGUGUAAUGGCGCUGUGCCGCUGGCACCACCCGACUUUCCUGGUGAAAGGGGUGCCCAUGGGCCCCAUUCUGUCCCAGAAAGUGGUCACUACAGACGCAAGCAUGUCCGGCUGGGGCAGUAUAUGCGAGGGUCGAUGUGUGAGGGGCAUCUGGAGCAAAGAUCUCCAGCGCUUUCACAUAAACUAUUUGGAGCUCUUAGUGGUGUUUCUCACACUAAGAACGGACAAUACAACAACGGUGGCAUAUAUCAACCGUCAAAGGGAGUAUGUGCUCACGGCAAUUACACACGCUGGCAAGCAGACUGAUUCUGUGGAGCAGCAAGCGUCUCCUGUCUCUGAGAGCCACCCACGUCCUGGGGGCUCUGAACAAGGGGGCAGACCUGCUGUCCAGGUGUGCGCCGCUCUAUGGGGAAUGGACACUACAUCCAGCCAUCGCAGAGCAGGUGUGGGCCCGCUUCAGCAGAGCCGCGGUGGAUCUGUUUGCAUCGAGAACGCACAGUGUCCGCUGUUUUUCUCAAUACGCGAUCCAGGUGCGCCGCUCGGCAUGGACACACUCGCGCACAUCUGGCCGCUGGUCCUCCUGUACGCUUUUCCCCCGUUGGCUCUGAUACCUCCGACUCUGGACAGAGUCAGAGAGCAUCGCCACACACUAAUUCUGAUCGCUCUGCAUUGGCCGGCCAUGCACUGGCUGGCGGAGCUAUAUCAGCUCCUGUCGGGACAGCCAUGGCAGAUUCCCCUGAGCAGGGAUAUGCUGUCCCAGGCAGGGGGAGUAGUAUUUCACCCACACCCGGAGCGCUUGGCCCUAUGGGCCUGGCUCGUGAGUGGUUUAAUUUAAAUACUACAGGGCUCCCUCAGAGUGUGAUUAACACUAUUCAGAGCGCUAGAGCAUCCUCCACCAGGUCUCUUUAUGACUGUAAGUGGAGGGUGUUUGAGGAGUGGUGUCAGAGGAGAGGGCACAUCUCCUUUCAGUGCACUGUUAGUGUAAUUUUGUCUUUCUUGCAGAGCUUGAUAGACAAACAUAAAGCCUUCUCCACAAUUAAGGUGUACUUGACUGCUAUUGCAGCAUGCCAUGUGGGAUUUGAAGGAAAGACGGCCAGCCAACAUCUUUUGGUCUGCCGUGUUAUGAAAGGGGCGUGCAGGCUGCUUCCUGUUUCCAGGUCGCUGGCCCCCCAUGGGACUUGGCAGUGGUUUUGGAUGGGCUCUCCGGGGCUCCAUUUGAACCACUGGAGGAGGUUAGCUUGAAGAACCUGUCUCUGAAGACAGGGCUGCUGCUGGCGUUGGCCUCUGCCUAGCAUGUGAGUGACAUUCAUGCACUCUCAGUACACUCCUCGUGCACUCAGUUUGCUCCUGGGCAUGCCAGGGUGUCAUUGAAGCCCCACCUUGCUUUUGUGCCCAAGGUGGUUGGCUCAUGCUUUCCCAUUGUUCUUACAGCAUUUUCUCCACCACCAUUUUCUUCUCCUGAAGAACAGCGGUUGCACAUGCUGUGUCCAGUCCGUGCCUUGCGGAUUUAUAUGGACAGGACAAGGGGGUUUCGGAAAAGUGACCAGCUUUGUGUCCUGGGCUAGCCCCUACAGGGGCAGGCCCAUCACAAAGCAGCGGCUCUCCCACUGGAUUGUGGCCUGCGGGCUCAUUCCACACGUGGCCUGGCUGCAUCCUGGGCCCUUUAUAAAGGGUCUCAAUUCAGGAGAUUUGUGCAGCAGCAAGCUGGUCUUCACCUCUUACUUUCGUCCACUUUUAUAAGCUGGACGUCUCUGCUCUGAGCCUGGCUCAUGCAGUACUGAGUACUGGGCCUACAUAGGGCGGAGGGCCGUUCCUUGAGUGCUGGUGGUUGAUUUGAGAUAAGCAUGUCUGGCAAUACGGGAGUUUCCAUAUCCCAUAAUGAGACAUCGAAACGAAUGCUGGGACUGAGAACUAUAGGUUACUUGCGUAACCCCGGUUCUCAGAGUAGCAUGAGUGAGGUGUCUCACCAGACAGCCCUUCUUGAUGUGCGAAGUGAGAAAAGGUGCUUAUUUUGAGUGACGCUGCAUGG